GACGAAGACGAGUACCUGAAACAAGACAUGCCCAAGACUGAAUCGCCGGAACUGGAAAGCACCGCAUGGGUCGAGGCCUUCCUCGAGCGGCUCCACGCCAUCGUCAUCAUAACUCGGAUGAAGCACAAGAUCGAGCAGCUCAGCAAGCCGGAAAGCCAAGAUCACCCAUGGGAGGCGCGCGUACGGCAUCGCCAGACAGCACUCCAUCGCUUGUUCCAGGCACAUGCCACGCCAGUCCACCUUCACGACCCAUUCCAGCGCCUCUUACCCCGGCCGGAAGACGAGUCCAUCAGCAAGCGCGCCUGGGAGGACUGGCUGUUCGCCGUUCGACAGCUACUCCGACUCGUACCUCAGAGAGACCGCAUUGGAUCGCACAGCUUCGUGCUGCACCACUUCGACGCAGCACUACGACGGGAUCCCAGGCUGCGCAAGGCGCUACCGCAACCAGAGACCGCCACGGACACGAGGAUGGACGCAUGGCAACACGCCUUCCUCGGCGCAGUGGAAGCCAUUGUCACAGCCAACCAAAGUGCGGCUCAAGAGAACAGGCAAGCAGUACGAGCACGAGGGACUCCUCAGACUGCGAGUCCCACAGCAGCAACAACGACAGAAAGAGCAAGCACCGUCAUGGAAAAGAACAACCGUGCCCCCAAACAUCGAGACGCGGCGGCGCGAGCAAAAGACGGCACACAGGAAGUGCACAACGAAGACAUGCAGCACAGCGAGCCAAGCCAAUGCAAACACCACUGA
Molecule: messenger RNA, 750 nt
Organism: Symbiodinium sp. CCMP2592
Lineage: Eukaryota; Dinophyceae; Suessiales; Symbiodiniaceae
Source: the annotation of a GenBank genome assembly